Molecule: messenger RNA, 972 nt
Organism: Neohortaea acidophila
Lineage: Eukaryota; Fungi; Ascomycota; Dothideomycetes; Mycosphaerellales; Teratosphaeriaceae
Product: 6-phosphogluconate dehydrogenase
Exons: 1
Coding region: 1-972 (323 amino acids)
Molecular function (GO): oxidoreductase activity, acting on the CH-OH group of donors, NAD or NADP as acceptor; NADP binding
Source: RefSeq, a predicted model, not a curated record
AUGGGCUCUGAGGCACGACACGCGGUGUGUGGCAUAAUCUCAAUUGGGGACAUGGGCAUGGGCAUCGCGAGGCUAUUGAUUGCAAACAAUUUUGGUGUUGUAUCAAACGUGUCGGAUCGCAGUUCAGCAACGCAGAGGCGGGCACGAGACAAUAAUAUCGGGGAAGUCCCAUGCGAUAUCGAUCUCUGCAACAAGAGCGACUACAUCUUGUCAAUCGUCCCUCCUCGAGACGCCGCAGCCACGGCGCAAAGAAUCAUCAAAGCUUCGUCGAGUUUGAAUUUCCAACCCCGAUCGAACCCACUUGUUUUCAUCGACCUUAACGCCAUCAGCCCCAAAACUGCUCGCUCCAUUGCCGCCCUCUUCGAAAAUUCCUCAAUUCGCUUUAUAGAUGGCGGUAUCAUCGGCGGUCCACCUUCCCGGAAAGAAGACGGAACCUGGUCUCGACCCAGCAUUCCCGUCUCAGGCCCUUACAAUAUCAACUCUGCUGAACCCUCAGGCUCCAAGAUUGCAGAGGUUCUUAACAUGCAGCACGUCAACGAUACGAUCGGCUCCGCCACCGGCCUGAAGAUGUGCUUCGCGAGCCUGGCAAAAGGCUUCACGGCACUUGCUAUCCAGUCUUUCACUACCGCACACAAUCUAGGCGUGCUCCCGGAACUCAAGGCGCACAUGGAGGAAUUUAACCCCGCGGGCCUCAAAACAGCCGAGAGAAGCCUUCCGGGCAUGUGCCCUAAGGCGUAUCGAUGGGUGCACGAGAUGCGUGAGAUUGCGGAGACGUUUGAGGCGGAUGGAGGGUUUGCUGAGGACGGGAGUGAAUCGCCGUUCAGGGCGAUUGCUCAGAUUUAUGAUUUGGUUGCGAAUGGUACGGAGCUUGGGAAGGAGGUUGUGGGGGCGAGGAAGAGGGGCAAGACGGCGGAGGAUGUGGCUGUCUUGGUUAGUGAAGGAACGGAGCGGAGAAAGGUAAAGAUGGAGUGA